AUGGACAUGGAGCACACAGGACAUUACCUGCAUCUUGCCUUUCUGAUGACAACAGUUUUUUCUUUGUCUCCUGGAACAAAAGUAAAUUAUACCCAUCUGUGGGCUAAUAAUACUACUGCCUGGGAUACAGUUAUUCUAAACAAGAUGGGCAGAAACCAAAAUGAAAACAUUAACACAAACUCUGUAACUCCUGAAGUUGAUUAUAAAGGUAAUUCUACAAACAUGCCUGAAAUAGCAACAUCAUCUCACUUCGUAUCUUUAAUUCCAAAAUCUGAACAAGAGCUUUAUACACCUUCUGUUGUCAGGAACAGGUCUUCAACAGUACAGAACAUUGAAAACAUAAGCAAAAGUCCUGGUGAAAUUUUCAAAAAGGACGGCUGUGAGGAAAAUAACAACAACAUGGCUAUGCUAAUUUGCUUAAUUAUAAUUGCAGUCCUUUUUCUUAUCUGUACCAUUCUAUUUCUAUCAACCGUGGUUCUGGCAAACAAAGUCUCAUCUCUCAGAAGAUCAAAACAAGUAGGCAAGCGUCAGCCUAGAAGCAAUGGCGAUUUUCUGGCAAGCAGUGGACUAUGGACUGCUGAAUCAGACACUUGGAAAAGAGCAAAACAGCUCACAGGGCCCAACCUAAUGAUGCAACCUACUGGAGUGCCCACAGCUAUAAGGGAAAGAAAAGAUGAAGAAGAAACUGAAAAACUUACUAACAGAUGCUUUAGUGAAGAAAAAUGCAAAGUAGCAAUGAAAAAGGUUAUGGAGUAA
This is a messenger RNA of Cynocephalus volans (Philippine flying lemur), 756 nucleotides long. RefSeq names its product ecotropic viral integration site 2A (gene EVI2A). The transcript has a single exon. Lineage: Eukaryota; Metazoa; Chordata; Mammalia; Dermoptera; Cynocephalidae. Gene Ontology annotation, cellular component: membrane. The record is from RefSeq and is a predicted model, not a curated record. The coding region runs from base 1 to 756 and encodes 251 amino acids.